Camelus dromedarius (Arabian camel) is the source of this 1877-nucleotide messenger RNA. It is a transcript of the gene TBCE, whose product is annotated as tubulin folding cofactor E. The transcript has 17 exons. Gene Ontology annotation, molecular function: protein binding. The record is from RefSeq and is a predicted model, not a curated record. Bases 90 to 1682 code for a protein of 530 amino acids. NCBI's taxonomy places the organism in Eukaryota, Metazoa, Chordata, Mammalia, Artiodactyla, Camelidae.
GCUGCCCUGGGCGAGGCGCUGAGAGGUCGGCGCUGGGACCGCCCUGGCCGGCCGCGGGCAGGUCUCCUCACACUUUGGAUUCUGGCUGUAUGACAAUGACUGACACUUUGACAUCAGAUGUCAUUGGUCGGAGAGUUGAAGUUAAUGGAGAACAUGCAACAGUGCGUUUCUCUGGCGUUGUCCCUCCGGUGGCAGGACACUGGUUAGGAGUGGAAUGGGACAAUCCUGAGAGAGGAAAGCAUGAUGGAAGCCACGAAGGGACUGUGUAUUUUAAAUGCAGGCACCCAACAGGGGGAUCCUUCAUUCGUCCAAAUAAAGUAAAUUUUGGAGUAGACCUUCUCACUGCAAUUAAGAACCGCUAUGUGUUAGAAGGAGAACUGGAGGAAGAGGAAGAAGAGGAAAUUGUGACAAUUGGCAAUAAACCUGUAGAAACUGUUGGUUUUGACUCUGUUGUAAAACAGCAAAGUCAGCUGAGCAAGUUGCAAGAAGUGUCCCUGAGGAACUGCGCAGUAAACGGUGCUGGGGACCGAGGAGGAAUUGCCGCCGCCUGCCCUAAUAUUAGAAGCAUAGAUUUGUCAAAAAAUCUACUGUCAUCAUGGGAUGAAGUCGUAGCAAUUGCCGACCAGCUCAGACGCCUGGAAGUUCUUAACCUCAGUGAAAAUAAACUGACAUUUCCCUCUGGCUCACCACCUCCAUCCGGAACGUUCUCUGCACUGAAUGAGCUGGUCCUGAACCGGACGGGGAUAACCUGGGCUCAGGUGCUCCGCUGUGCCUCUGGGUGGCCAGUCCUGGAGAAGCUGUACCUUGAGUCCAACGAUAUCGUCAUUUCAGAAAGGCCCGUGGAUGUUCUGCAGACGGUCAAGGUACUAGACCUUUCCUCUAAUCAAUUAAUUGAUGAAAACCAGCUGCUUCUAAUAGCACAUCUGCCCAGAUUAGAGCAGCUCAUCCUUUCUGACAUUGGGAUUUCUUCCAUACAUUUUCCGGAUGCUGGAAUUGGGUGCAAGACGUCCAUGUUCCCGUCCUUGCAGUACCUCGUUCUAAAUGACAAUCAGAUAUCACACUGGUCGGUUAUCAGUGAGCUGGACAAGUUGCCGAGCCUGCACGCCCUGUCGUGCGCCAGGAACCCCCUGACCGAGCGCGGCAGAGACGCGCAGACCACCCGCCAGCACAUCAUCGCCAGGGUCGGUCAGCUCCGAACCCUCAACAAGUGCGCGGUUGAGCCCGAGGAGAGGCGCGGGGCGGAGCUCGACUACCGGAAGGCGUUCGGGGCUGAAUGGAAGGCGGCCGGCGGCCACCAGGACCCGGACCGGGACCGGCCGAGCGCGGACUUCCUGGCUGCUCACCCCCGGUACCAGCUCCUCUGCCGCAAAUACGGUGCACCUGAGGAUGGGGAGCUCAAAACGCAACAGCCAUUUCGGCUCAAAAACCAGCUACUAACCCUGAAGAUAAAAUGUCCUAAUGAACUUGAUCAGGAAGUCGUAGAGAAGCCCCUGCCAGAAUCCAUGACCAUCCAGAAGGUGAAAGGCUUUCUGUCGCGUCUCCUCAAGGUCCCCGUGGCAAAGCUGCUCCUGUCCUACGAAAGCCCCAAAAUGCCGGGCAGGGAGAUUGAACUAGAAAAUGACCAACAGUCAUUACAGUUUUAUUCUGUGGAAAACGGAGACUGUCUGUUAGUGCGAUGGUAACAGCCAGCUGAUAAACCUCAGAGGUGAGGCCGUUCGUGGUGGCUGGGCUCCUGGGAAAUGAACGGCUUACGGGCCGUGCUGUCGGAGGCUUUACGGCGUGCCCUGAGUAGAGAACAGCUCGUGUCUUCAGAGGGAAGAGACCAUUUCUAGGCUUGUACGUAACAGCAGUAAUAAAGCCUCUGCCCCCGCUAUGAU